Messenger RNA from Gorilla gorilla gorilla (western lowland gorilla), 2319 nucleotides. RefSeq names its product branched chain amino acid transaminase 2 (gene BCAT2). The record is from RefSeq and is a predicted model, not a curated record. The transcript has 11 exons. Gene Ontology annotation, biological process: L-leucine biosynthetic process; L-valine biosynthetic process. Gene Ontology annotation, cellular component: mitochondrion. NCBI's taxonomy places the organism in Eukaryota, Metazoa, Chordata, Mammalia, Primates, Hominidae. Gene Ontology annotation, molecular function: branched-chain-amino-acid:2-oxoglutarate transaminase activity. Bases 778 to 1956 code for a protein of 392 amino acids.
GCCCAGGCUGGAGUGCAAUGGCGCCAUCUCGGCUCACCGCAACCUGGGCCUCCCGGGUUCAAGCAAUUCUUCUACCUCAGCCUCCCGAGUAGCUGGGAUUACAGGCGUCUACCACCACUCCCAGCUAAUUUUUGUAUUUUUAGUAGGGCGGGGUUUCACCAUGUUGGUCAGGCUGGUCUCGAACUCUUGACCUCAGGUGAUCCGCCCGCCUCGGCCUCCCAAAAUGCUGGGAUUACAGAUGUGAGCCACCAAGCCAGGCUUUUUUUUUUUUUUUUUUUUUUUUUUUUUUGAGACGGAGUCUCACUCUGUCGCCCAGGCUGGAGUGCAGUGGCACCAUGUCGGCUCACUGCAACCUCUGCCUCCCCGAUUCAAGCAAUUCUCCUGCCUCAGCUUUCCGAGUAGCUAAGAUUACAGGCGCCCGCCACCACGCCCGGCUAAUUUUUUGUAUUUUUAGUAGAGAUGGGGUUUCACCAUGUUGGACCAGGCUGGUCUCUAACUCCUGACCUCAGGUAAUCCGCCCGCUUCGGCCUCCCAAAGUGCUAAGAUUACAGACCUGAGCCACUUCGCCUGGCAGGGACCGUAUUUCAAGUCCUGCCCCCCCAACCAGCGCCUGCGCCCCGCAGCAGUGUCCGGUUCCCUGCCGACGCCCUGGAGCUGGGACGGCCUGGGGCGCUGGUCGGCCGCCUUCCCCCAGAAGGAGGCGUGAGCGGGGCGUGGCCGGAACGUCUCUCUUCGGGGCCGCGCCCCGGGCGGGCACAGUUACGCGCCGCACGGAUCAUGGCCGCAGCCGCUCUGGGGCAGAUCUGGGCACGAAAGCUUCUCUCUGUCCCUUGGCUUCUGUGUGGUCCCAGAAGAUAUGCCUCCUCCAGUUUCAAGGCUGCAGACCUGCAGCUGGAAAUGACACAGAAGCCUCAUAAGAAGCCUGGCCCCGGCGAGCCCCUGGUGUUUGGGAAGACAUUUACCGACCACAUGCUGAUGGUGGAAUGGAAUGACAAGGGCUGGGGCCAGCCCCGAAUCCAGCCCUUCCAGAACCUCACGCUGCACCCAGCCUCCUCCAGCCUCCACUACUCCCUGCAGCUGUUUGAGGGCAUGAAGGCGUUCAAAGGCAAAGACCAGCAGGUGCGCCUCUUCCGCCCCUGGCUCAACAUGGACCGGAUGCUGCGCUCAGCCACGCGCCUGUGCCUGCCGAGUUUCGACAAGCUGGAGUUGCUGGAGUGCAUCCGCCGGCUCAUCGAAGUGGACAAGGACUGGGUCCCCGAUGCCGCCGGCACCAGCCUCUAUGUGCGGCCUGUGCUCAUUGGGAACGAGCCCUCGCUGGGUGUCAGCCAGCCCACGCGCGCGCUCCUGUUCGUCAUUCUCUGCCCAGUGGGUGCCUACUUCCCUGGAGGCUCCGUGACCCCGGUCUCCCUCCUGGCCGACCCAGCCUUCAUCCGGGCCUGGGUGGGCGGGGUUGGCAACUACAAGUUAGGUGGGAAUUAUGGGCCCACCGUGUUAGUGCAACAGGAGGCACUCAAGCGGGGCUGUGAACAGGUCCUCUGGCUGUAUGGGCCCGACCACCAGCUCACCGAGGUGGGAACCAUGAACAUCUUUGUCUACUGGACCCACGAAGAUGGGGUGCUGGAGCUGGUGACGCCCCCGCUGAAUGGUGUUAUCCUGCCUGGAGUGGUCAGACAGAGUCUACUGGACAUGGCUCAGACCUGGGGUGAGUUCCGGGUGGUGGAGCGCACGAUCACCAUGAAGCAGUUGCUGCGGGCCCUGGAGGAGGGCCGCGUGCGGGAAGUCUUUGGCUCGGGCACCGCUUGCCAGGUCUGCCCAGUGCACCGAAUCCUGUACAAAGACAGGAACCUCCACAUUCCCACAAUGGAAAAUGGGCCUGAGCUGAUCCUCCGCUUCCAGAAGGAGCUGAAGGAGAUCCAGUACGGAAUCAGAGCCCACGAGUGGAUGUUCCCUGUGUGAAGCUGCAGGCUGUGCUCCAGAUCCACCGACCCGUAGCAUCUCGUCACGCCAGCACUCGCCUCCCUACCAAUGACUCACCUGAAGUGCAAUACGAAAUAAAAGGCCAGCGGGCGGCGUCUGGGUCUCUGGCGCCCCCAUGUGGUUGCGACACUCCCAAAGCCGUAAGGGCCGACCCAGGCAUCUUGGCCCCCAGCCCCUCGUCGCGGGUUCAGGUCCGCCCAUUACUCCUUGUCGUGAGGUCAAGGAUACACCUUGGCCCCGAUUCCGGAUCUCUCCGUUCUCAGGCCAGACCCCUGGUGCUGCCGUUGAUUUUUUUUUUCUCUGUCUUUGCUGCAAUUUUGAAAUAAAAUGCCAAAGAACACA